Molecule: messenger RNA, 7391 nt
Organism: Ictalurus punctatus (channel catfish)
Lineage: Eukaryota; Metazoa; Chordata; Actinopteri; Siluriformes; Ictaluridae
Gene: synj1
Product: synaptojanin 1
Exons: 30
Coding region: 139-4869 (1576 amino acids)
Biological process (GO): phosphatidylinositol dephosphorylation; synaptic vesicle endocytosis
Molecular function (GO): phosphatidylinositol-4,5-bisphosphate 5-phosphatase activity; nucleic acid binding
Source: RefSeq, a predicted model, not a curated record
AUACCUAAAAGAAUCGAUUCAUAGAACCGACUCGUUCAUGAACGACACCUCGUUAGUUGUCACUAACCGGACACGAUUUUGCACCGGCUGGUGACACAACAUUGACAGGUUUGAAUCCAGUUGUGUGGACCAUCAGCCAUGGCUUUCAGUAAAGGAUAUCGCGUUUAUCACAAGCUGGACCCUCCACCAUACAGCGUGAUUGUAGAAACAAGAAAUCGUGAAGAAUGCUUGAUGUUUGAGUCUGGAGCUGUGGCAGUUCUGUCGGCAGCAGAGAAGGAAGCUGUCAAGAACACAUACACCAAGAUGCUGGAUGCGUAUGGUAUUCUUGGGGUUCUUCGUCUUAACCUUGGAGACUCCAUGCUGCACAGUUUGGUCUUAGUGACAGGGUGCAGUUCGGUGGGGAAAGUGCAGGAUUCAGAAGUGUUCAGGGUCACGGCCACAGACUUCAUCUCCCUGAAGAACGAUCCGUCAGACGAGGACAAGAUUGCAGAGGUGCGAAAGGUUCUAAACUCGGGCAACUUUUAUUUCGCCUGGUCGUCCACUGGAGUGAGUAUGGACUUGAGUCUAAAUGCACAUCGCAGGAUCCGAGAAGACAUUUCAGACAAUCGUUUCUUCUGGAAUCAAUCCCUGCAUCUGCACCUAAAGCAUUAUGGUGUGAACUGUGAUGACUGGCUGUUGAGGCUGAUGUGUGGUGGAGUGGAGAUCCGCACCAUCUACGCUGGUCACAAGCAGGCCAAAGCCUGUGUCAUCUCUCGCCUCAGCUCUGAGAGGGCGGGCACACGCUUCAAUGUGCGUGGCACCAACGAUGACGGCCAAGUGGCCAAUUUUGUGGAGACCGAGCAGGUUAUUUUCCUAGACGACAAAGUCUCUUCUUUUAUUCAAAUCCGUGGAUCUAUACCUUUGUUCUGGGAGCAGCCAGGUAUACAGGUUGGUUCCCACCGCGUCAAGCUGUCCCGUGGUUUUGAGGCCAACGCACCGGCUUUUGAGAGGCAUUUUACAGCUCUGAGGAGGCUCUAUGGUAAGCAGUUGAUCAUUAACCUGUUGGGUACGAAAGAGGGGGAGCACAUGCUCAGCAAAGCAUUCCAGAGUCACCUGAAAGCAUCAGAGCAUACAAACUCUGUGAAGAUGGUCAACUUUGACUACCACCAAAUGGUGAAGGGAGGGAAGACAGAGAAACUCUCGACUGUGCUGAAACCACAGAUCAGCAAGUUCCUGGACGAUUGUGGCUUCUUCUGUUACUCUGCUGAGACUGGAAUUGAAAAAUGUCAGACUGGGACUCUUCGGGUCAACUGUUUGGACUGCCUGGACAGGACAAAUAGUGUCCAGGCCUUCUUUGCACUUGAGAUGUUGCGCAAGCAGUUGGAAGCUAUGGGUCUUACAGAGAAGCCCCAGCUGGUGGCACGCUUUCAGGAGGUCUUCCGCACCAUGUGGUCAGUCAAUGGAGACUCAGUCAGCAAAAUCUAUGCUGGCACAGGUGCUCUAGAUGGCAAGGCUAAGGCUGGAAAGCUGAAAGAUGGAGCACGCUCAGUCACCAGGACCAUCCAGAACAACUUCUUUGACAGUUCAAAGCAAGAAGCUAUUGAUAUUCUGAGGUUGGGCAGUACUCUAAACAGUGACCUGGCUGAUAAAGCUAGAGCUCUCCUCACCACCAGCAGCCUGUAUGUCUCUGAGCCCAUUUUACAAUCAGCAUCUCCCAGAGUGUUGCUGGGCAUGUGUCAGAACCACCACAAAUACACACGGCCUAAAAAGAUCCGUGUGUGUGUGGGGACGUGGAAUGUCAAUGGGGGAAAGCAGUUUCGUAGCAUUGCGUUUCGGAAUCAGACCCUCAGUGACUGGCUGCUAGACGCACCAAAAAAAGCAGGCCACCCUGAGUUUCAAGACAGCAGACCCCAGCCUGCAGACAUCUUUGCCAUUGGCUUUGAGGAAAUGGUGGAACUGAAUGCUGGUAACAUAGUCAGUGCAAGCACCACCAAUCAGAAGCUGUGGGCAGCAGAGCUGCAAAAGAGCAUCUCACGGGAUCAUAAGUAUGUGCUGCUGGCCUCAGAGCAACUGGUGGGAGUCUGCCUCUUCAUUUUCAUUCGGCCCCAGCAUGCUGCGUUCAUCAGAGAUGUUGCUGUAGAUACAGUCAAGACUGGAAUGGGUGGUGCCACGGGUAACAAAGGAGGUGUGGCUAUCCGCAUGCUCUUCCACACCACCAGUAUCUGCUUUGUGUGCUCGCAUUUCGCCGCAGGCCAGUCACAGGUCAAGGAGCGAAAUGACGACUACAAUGAGAUCACUCGCAGGCUAUCAUUCCCUAUGGGCCGUCUGCUCUACUCCCACGAUUAUGUGUUCUGGUGUGGGGACUUCAACUAUCGCAUCAACCUGCCAAAUGAGGAGGUAAAAGAGCUGAUCAGGCAGCAGAACUGGGAUGCACUCAUAACUGGGGACCAGCUUGUUGAACAGAAGAAUGCAGGCCAGGUAUUCAGGGGCUUUAUUGAAGGAAAGUUGGAUUUUGCUCCUACCUACAAAUAUGACCUCUUUUCUGAUGACUAUGACACGAGUGAGAAAUGCCGCACACCCGCAUGGACCGACCGUGUGCUCUGGAAGAGGAGAAAGUGGGACUUUCAGAAAACUGCUGAGGAGUUGGAUCUGAAUGUAGUAGGAGCUCCAGUAGUUGAGGAAGAUCAGCACCCGUGGAGCCCUGGUGAGCUAAAGUACUACAGCAGAGCUGAGCUCAAGACCUCAGACCACAGGCCGGUGGUGGCCAUCAUCGAUGUGGAUAUUCUCGAAGUGGAUCCAGAAGCGCGUCAUCAGGUGUACAAAGACGUGAUCGCCCUGCAAGGUCCACCUGACGGCACUGUCUUAGUCUCUCUGUGCACUUCAGGGCCUGAUGACUACUUCGAUGAUGCUCUGAUAGAUGAACUGCUGGACAAGUUUGCUAACUUUGGCGAGGUCAUUCUGAUCAGGUUUGUAGAGGAAAAGAUGUGGGUGACAUUUUUGGAAGGGUACUCUGCACUGGCUGCACUUUCACUGAGUGCCUCCACUGUUUUGGGGAAAACCAUAGACAUCCGUCUGAAGAGCAGCGGCUGGAUCAAGAGUCUGGAAGAGGAGAUGAGUGUGGAGAGGAUCUGUGGCAGCAUCCCCACUUCCGCCAGCUCCACACUGCUCGCCGAGGACAACGACAUGGGAGACGAGUUUGACAUGGAGGGCGAUGUGGAUGAGGAGGUGGAGAAUAUUCUUCCUCAGCACCUGCAGCCUGGGGCUGGUGUGGAUGUGGGUAUUUCCCCAGCACCCUCUCCCCGCUCCAGCCCGUGCCCCUCGCCAACUCACGGAGAGCCCGCAGCCCCCUGCAGGCCAAGCAGAGCUCCACCACGCACAGCCGGACCCCCACAAGUUACUCCUUUGGAUUAUCAGGUGCUAGGAGCUUCUGCAUCACAGGGACUGGAACCAAAACGCCCACCUCCCCCACGACCCAAUGCUCCCCCUGCCAGACCGGCACCUCCACAGCGCCCACCACCUCCCUCAGGACAAAAAAGCCCUGCUUUACCCAGAUCAGAUGUUGCUGGACGAGGCCAGUCUACUGGAGCCCCAAGCGGUUCAAGACCGAACAUCCCUGCUAGGGCAGGUGUUAUCAGUGUGCCACCACAAGCCAGACCCCCACCUCCUGCCCACCCCGGAGCUCCAAGACCCAUAGCUGAGGUUCACCCAGGAGCCCCCCGAACUACUCCAGAUAACCACCCUGGAGCCCCGAGACCUGUCCCAGAUGCACCAAAAAAACCAGCAGAACUCCCUCUGGCACCUCCUCCCUCAUUGCCUGGCCCUAUGAGGCCUCAGAUGGUGUCUCCAAUGCAGCCUCAGUCCACGUCCCCCAUUCGGCCACCUAUACAGUCCCAGCUGCCCCCGCCCAUGGUACCUACGCUUCCCGCACCUAUGGUGCCAACAAUGGCAACCCCUCUCCAGCCUCAGUCCACUGCGACAAGCACCGGAGCAGCUAUGCCACCUCAGCCUGGCCUGGCAUCACCCAAACCACCGCCCCGUAGCCGCUCCUCACAUGCCCUGCCACCAGAGGCUUCUCCUGCUCCUGCUCCUGCUCCUGAGGCUCAGAUGAAUGGAACAAAUGGAAUCCAAAGAGAAGCACAAUUUACAAUCGGCCCCUUUGACCCACUCACCUCUGACGUGUUCUCCUCCACUUCCUGGUUAAACAGCCAAUCCCUGUCUAGUAGUUCUUCACUUUACAGCUCCUUCCACUCAUCCACCAGUUCACGGUCUCUGAAUUCCACUCCAGUUCCUCGGUUUCCCCAGUCUAACCCAAAGCUGACCCUCGACCCCACGCCAGCUUUGCUGGCCCCGCCCCCUCCUUUCCGCAGCCGCUCACAGGAAACCCUCCCAGUCUCCUCAAACCCCUUUUUGACUGGUAUCCUAUCUAGACCCAACAGCACCAACCCAUUUACUGGCACCAUGCCAGCAUCACAGCAUCGCUCACUCACACCCGACUUUGACGCCAAGCCAAGCCUCUACAGAGCCACAUCCGACCUCAGUCACAGCUCAACUCUGCCUUCCUCCUUCUCCAGACCAACUCCAGCAGCUUUAGCUCCACCUCCACCUAAAGUCCAGCAGUGGGUGACCUUUGAUGAUGAUUCAGACUUUCAAAGGUCAGGAAAAGCUCCAGCAUCAACUGCAAUGACGAAACCUCCACUGCUUCCUUUGUCCGCUAGCACUACAUUCCAGCAGCCGCAAAGCAGCUCCUCCACCUCUGGGUUUGACUUUAACAGUAACUGGGCCUCCCUUUCCACACCCGUUUUGCCAACACUGCCUCCUCCUGUGCCAGGCAGGACUAACGCUAACGCAACCCCAAGAAACCCCCUGAUCCCAGAGUUCAUGGAAAGAUAAUAUAUAUUGUAAUGUUCUACUGAUGUUGAGGUGUGUGGGGGGGACUGGAGAAAUUCUUUAUUUAUGUUUGUGGUUAGUAUACAAGUGUGCUGUUCAAGUCAUGUCUCUCUGAAACUGAUAAAUCAGUCACUCAACCCAGAACCGGCCUAGAUUAAAUAUGACGGUUCUGGUGUUUCUAUCUGUACACGUAUUUAGAAAUCCAUGUACACACACAACUGUGUGAUAAAUUCUGUGCAAUACUUAAUUUUUCUUCAGUGACAUGCUUAUCAAAUAUAAUUGCUUUUAUGCAUUUUUUUUUUUUUUUUUUUUUUUUUACCGCUGUUUGGUUGUGCAGCAUUUAAAGUGAUUGUAAACUGCAAACCAAUGUCUCUCUUGAAUGCACAGUGUGUCAUGUAGAUUCUUGGAUGGAGAGAGCUAUUAGACCUUCUAAUAUGGCCUCUGGAAUUUUAGUUUUAAAAAAACUAGCCACAGCACAUAGUGACUCUGUAACCGCUUGCUAUGAUUUCUUUCUCAUUAUGAAUGUAUGUUCAGUCUGUUUAAUGUUUAAUGUCUGUAUUUUUCCCCAAAAUGGUGGAAAAGUCUGGCAUAUCUUUCAUUACUGUGUAAUCAUUCCUCUAAUUACACAGAGUCAAUUUUCCUGUAUUCUUAUAUCUCUAGACCAUCAUGCUCAAGUAUAUAAGUUGUGGAUAUGUGUAUUAAGUAGCCUUCAGCGUGGUUUAAACAAUGUACAGUAGUCUAAAAUCUGUGUAUAUAUAUUAUAUAUUCGCUUGUAAUAUGUACCUGCCAUACUGGUAUUGCACUGAAAUGCUCUUAUCCUUUAGGUCUUUAAAUGUACUUUGAGUUAUGUGUUUUCAGGUUUGAGAAAGCAUAUCUGUUUCCUGGCAUGAGUGCUGUUUCCCCUCCCGACUGCCCUCAACCAAGUGUGUGUACCCUUGCUUCUGUUUCACAUAAUCCAAAGCGUUCAACAAAACCGCUGUGCAUUUAACGAAUGUGCUUAUUUUAGUGAGUUCUGGUGUUAGUCUAUGAUGCCAAGAUGUGCGACCCUGACCAUAACAGAAAGCUGUGUGUACUUAAUCUCACAGUUUUUGGUUCACAGUGAGUUGGUACUUCACUUUAAUUUCACUGGGAAUGUGGUUCUUUCUGUUCUUUGUGUGAGGAAAUAAUUUGCUGUGUCUUGGUGAGUGCUCUCUGUCUGCAUAUAUGCACUGUGUACGUCUGUGCUGAUGGGGUGAGGUUUUUUGUUGUUACCUAGCAGUUUGACUUUGUGUGCAUCCACUCUCCUGGUUCAGAAUGAAUCAAACAGAGCCUUUAAGCAUGUUAAAACACGCACAGUAGGAAAAUAUCAGUUACAUGUUCUUUUUCUGAUUACCUUAUUGAUACCCAGUUUUUUCAGGUACCUCCACUGUGCAAAUCGUGUCAUUGCCAGUUCUGAAGUCAUAUUACUUUCUGUGCAUUCCAUACUGUAUUGCUGUUUUGAUCUGGUGAUUUGCUCUUGAUAUUUUCUUGUCAUUUUGGGGAUUCAUAUCUUUUGCUUGUGCAGUGUUUUGUUACAUCGCAUUAGUAGUGUUAGUACUGCUCUAUUGCAGUAUUCACAUUUGAGUCGUUCUUGAGUUACACAGCUGCAUAUCUGAAUACUUUUAAUUUGUGGUUUUUAAACACAUUUAAAUCCUCUUAAGAGGGCAUUCUGUGGAGGAAAAAACAGUGGCAGUCUGGCAGGGGACAAAGGGUACGGAAGACAAGUGAGCCACCUCAUUUUGUAGGGAGUGUCUUUUUUUUCUCUCUCUCUUCUUUUUUUUUUUUUUUUAUUUUUUUAUUUAUUUUAUUUUUUUUUUGACAGUUUCAGUUUUGUGUGAAAAAACUGAGCGUGUGUGUGAAAUGUCAUGACAUGCCAUUUCCUUUCAGUAUGAUCCUGUACACAUGUUGUCCAUUGCAUAUGGGCAUAUGGAGGGCUUGCUUAUUGACCAGACAUAAAGUCAUGUAGGUACAGCAGGUAGGUUACAGAAACUGUACCUUUAAAGCAGAUGUUGUUUGCACACUUUACUCCCUACACUAUUUUUUUUUUAAAGAAAAAAAGGAUGUAGCAAUUGUAAAAUUUGAAAAUUUCCCUUGAGGCUACUUAAGAAAAAGGGGAUGCCCAUCCUAAAUCCUAACCUGCUCUAAAAUAUGACUGAAUGGGAAAUUUUUCGUUUUGUUUUAUUUCAGCUGUUGGAAAUAAUAUAACCACUGGAAAAUAAUAGCAUUACAUGUACUGUUCAGUUGUAUUCAGCUAAUAAUCAAAUCAAAUCAAGUCAUGCAAAUAUUUAACUAACUCAUUUUGUGAUGUUGACGUUUGUAACUUUAGCUCAGUGGUAGAGAUCCUUGUGUUGUUAACCGUAACUAUAGGUAUACACAAACCAUGACUGCAGUUUAGUAUUCUUAGUAUUCAACCUGUGAUUUAAGUUCAUAUCAAAUUGCACAAUUGUAUGGAGUAAUUGAUGUUGUACGUAUGCAAUAAUAAAUGUAAAUGUAUUAAUGUAAAUGCA